AUGACAACAUCCACAUGGCUUGUGCGUCUGCUGCGCUAUAGAAACGAGUAUUUGGCAUCGUUUUCCGCCACACUGUGCAUUUUCAUGGUCGUUUGCUCCAAUGCGUGGUCUUCGCCGGCCCUACCAAAGCUACUGACGGAACCAAACCCUCCGGUAUCGAUAACGGCUGAUGCGGGUUCGUGGAUCGUGUCGAUUCAGGCGAUUGGAGGCAUCUUCGGCAUGGUACUCGCCGGGCUCACCGUCGACCGAUUAGGCCGCAAGUGGCCAUUUAUCGCGAGCGCUCUUCCCGUGAUUGCCGGAUGGAUUAUGAUCGCAUUAGCACGAACGUCAGUAUAUCUGUACAUCGCCCGGUUCCUGUUCGGCGUAUCGUACGGCAUUGCGUACGGCAUUGCACCCAUCUACAUCGGUGAGAUCACCUCGGACAGGGUACGUGGUGCCGCAGCUUCACUCAUCACGGUAAUGGCCAAGCUAGCCAUUCUGUUCGAAUACGCCGUCGGUCCGUACGUCGGCUUCGAGGCGCUUGCUUGGCUUUCGAUGCUCGGUCCGAUUGUAUUUCUUUGCACCUUUGUGUGGAUGCCGGAAUCACCGCAUUAUCUACUCGGCAAGGAACGCGACGAGGACGCAUGCAAAAGUCUCCAAUGGUUUCGAAGAAACUCGUCCGUAGAGGAGGAGCUCAACUGUACGCGAAAGUCCAUCGAACGGACGGUCAGCGAGCGCGGUUCGAUGGGGGAACUGCUCCUACCGGCUUAUCGCAACAACCUCAUUAUAGUGCUGAUUCUUGCCGUCGGUGUUCAGAUGUGUGGAAUGCAGGCCAUCCUCAGUUACGCACAGACCAUCUUCUCGCAGAUUUCCAGCGAUCUCACCGAUGCCGAAAUGUCCAUCGUGCUCGGCGCGGUACAAAUGGUAACCGUGCUAUUUCCGGUGUUUCUGGUCGAUCGUGUUGGCCGGCGGCCGCUUCUGCUUUGGUCCAGUGCCGGUAGCUUCAUCGGACUGCUGCUCGGAGCCGUCUACUUUACGCUUGACGCAGCGGACGUCGAGGUAGCACGCUUCGGUUGGAUUUCGUUUGUCGGUCUUGUGCUUUUUGUCGUAUCGUACGCCUUCGGUCUGGCGACGGUACCGUUUGCGAUACUAAGUGAAAUAUUCCCCAAAAACAUCCGUGCCUACGCGAACGCACUGUUUGGGAUACUGAGCGGUGCUGUCAUCUUCGGCGUGGUGAAGUUGUUCCAGGUCGCACUAGACAAUGUCGGGGCAUAUCUCCCGUUCUGGGUGUUUACUAUCAGUGCCGGGCUUACGUUUGGGUUCGCGUUUAUUUACAUUCCCGAAACGAAGGGACGCAGUUUGGAUGAAGUACAGGAGAUUAUUGCCGGAUGGCGUAAAAAACGCCAUUCCAAAGAUGGUUUUGGAACGGAUUGA
Anopheles marshallii is the source of this 1413-nucleotide messenger RNA. RefSeq names its product facilitated trehalose transporter Tret1-like. Gene Ontology annotation, biological process: transmembrane transport. NCBI's taxonomy places the organism in Eukaryota, Metazoa, Arthropoda, Insecta, Diptera, Culicidae. The transcript is spliced from 2 exons. The record is from RefSeq and is a predicted model, not a curated record. Gene Ontology annotation, cellular component: membrane. Gene Ontology annotation, molecular function: transmembrane transporter activity. The coding region runs from base 1 to 1413 and encodes 470 amino acids.